This is a messenger RNA of Neltuma alba, 928 nucleotides long. Its product is annotated as enoyl-CoA delta isomerase 2, peroxisomal-like. The coding region runs from base 22 to 738 and encodes 238 amino acids. The transcript has 3 exons. Gene Ontology annotation, molecular function: delta(3)-delta(2)-enoyl-CoA isomerase activity. Gene Ontology annotation, biological process: fatty acid beta-oxidation. The record is from RefSeq and is a predicted model, not a curated record. Lineage: Eukaryota; Viridiplantae; Streptophyta; Magnoliopsida; Fabales; Fabaceae. Gene Ontology annotation, cellular component: peroxisome.
UGUUAUGGGGAUUGACAGAAAAUGUGCACUCUCGAGAAGCGAGGUUCUCUCUUCGUUCUUUCGCUCACCGGCGACGACCAGCACCGCCUCAACUCCACCCUCAUCGCCUCCCUCCUCUCCACCUUCUCCCAAAUCCGCUCUCAAGCCAGCCCCGGCUCCGUACUCAUCACCACCGCCCACGGCCGAUUCUUCUCCAACGGAUUCGAUCUCGCCUGGGCCCAAUCCGCUGGGUCUCCUUCCGCCGCCCGCGACCGGCUCCUCCACAUGGUCGCUUCCUUCAAGCCGGUCGUCGCUGCGCUUUUCUCCCUCCCGAUGCCAACAAUCGCCGCCCUACCCGGCCACGCCGCUGGUGCUGGUCUCAUGCUCGCGAUGAGCCAUGACUAUAUUCUGAUGAGGAGCGAUAAAGGAGUUCUGUACAUGCCGGAGGUGGAUCUCGGGAUGACGCUUCCUGAUUACUUCGUCGUUGGAUUGAGAUCGAAGAUCCGGUCGUCGGCGGGCUUGCGCGACAUCUUGUUGAGGGGCCUGAAGGUGAAGGCGACGGAGGGAGUGAAGAUGGGGAUUGUGAGUUCGGCGCACGAUAGCACAGAGAGCGUGAUGGAGGCUUCGGUGCGGCUGGGGGAGGAAUUAGCACAGAGGAAAUGGAACGGCGAGGUAUAUGCAGAGCUAAGGAAGAGUUUGUACCCAGAAAUGUGUGAGGUUCUUGGAUUAACUCAUAGGCCUAUUGUAUCAAAGAUAUGAUUAUCAUGGUUAUCAUUUUAAUUAGAUAUUCAUAAUUUCUGUAAUCCAAUAAGGUGGGAACAUAAAUACGCUGUUAAUUUCAGUUUGAGGUUACUUCAGAUGGCUGAACAAAAAAAAAAAAAUCCUUGUUAUACAGGUUUCAGUAUUAUGCUUUGUUGAUAAAAUAAGUAAGUGUUAAGUAAGUUUCAGU